AUGUAUGCGUUGCGUAGACGUUGGGUACCUGCAUUUUUCAAGGACAUACCGAUGUCUGGUCUUAUGAGAACUACAUCAUUGUCGGAAGGCCAAAAUUGGUCGUUUCAGAACAACACCCUUACUGGUUCUUAUAUUUUAAUGUUUAUGAUGGCAUUUGAGGGUGUUAUGGAACGUCAAAGGCGUAAUCAAUUUGUCAAUGAUUUUAACACUGCUACAACACUUCCUAGAUUCAUCACAUCUAGUCCAAUUGAACCACACGCUUCAAAGGUCUACACUCAUAAUUUUUUUUAUCAGGUGCAGAAAGAGAUUUCAGAUUCUGAUAAUACUUGUUUCCAAAUGAGUGUUACUUCUAAUAAUGGUGUUGACAUUAUUAUUGUAUUGGAGAUGCAAAAGAACAUAAGUACCAGGCAACCAUCAAGUCCUAUUGUUGAUGACAAACUUGAGGAAUACCAUUACGAUUGUCUUAUAGAGGAUACCCAAUACAUGGUUACACACUCAACAAUAGAUGGUUCACACAAGUGUACCUGCAUGCAUUUUGAACAUGUCGGUCUUUUGUGUAGGCACAUAUUCUGUGUCUUUAAGUACUACAAUAUUGAGCAGAUUCCUAAAGAAUACAUUAUGAGAUGGUGGCGUUGGGAUGUUAUUCCAACUGAAUUUCUUAAAAGGCGUUUUUCUAACUCUUUGCUAGACUCUAACUCUGACAUGACGGCUACUAAAAUUUUCUCAAAUGUAGAUCGUUGCGUUUCAUUUUUGAGCCAUGAUGCACCGAAGUUAAAGUCAUACCUUGAAGAGUUGAAUAAGCCGAAGAAAAAAAUUAUAGAUGAUUGUCCAGCCCCUGAGAUACCAUCAAGAGAAUCAUUCUACAACCAGAUUAUAGGUGUAGAAUUAACUAAUGAUGUUCCCGAUAUUGAGAAUCCAUCACAUAAUAAGGGAACUGGCAGUCGUGGUAAGAGAUUAAAAUCAAAGUAA
This is a messenger RNA of Lactuca sativa (garden lettuce), 969 nucleotides long. Its product is annotated as protein FAR1-RELATED SEQUENCE 3-like. Gene Ontology annotation, molecular function: zinc ion binding. NCBI's taxonomy places the organism in Eukaryota, Viridiplantae, Streptophyta, Magnoliopsida, Asterales, Asteraceae. The record is from RefSeq and is a predicted model, not a curated record.